Messenger RNA from Rhodotorula graminis WP1, 1247 nucleotides. RefSeq lists its product as uncharacterized. The record is from RefSeq and is a predicted model, not a curated record. The transcript is spliced from 5 exons. NCBI's taxonomy places the organism in Eukaryota, Fungi, Basidiomycota, Microbotryomycetes, Sporidiobolales, Sporidiobolaceae. Gene Ontology annotation, molecular function: phosphatidylinositol-4,5-bisphosphate 5-phosphatase activity. Gene Ontology annotation, biological process: phosphatidylinositol dephosphorylation. The annotation marks the transcript as partial.
AAGCGCUACCACUCUGCGAUGAGGGUCGUCUGCGCCACGUACAACGGCAAACUCGCGAGCGGCCAGGUGCGCGCCCUCACGACGGGCGAGCGCUCCGACGACUUGACCGGCUGGCUCUCGUCGACGGGCGACACGCCCGGGUCCGACGACGAUGCGCCCGACUUUGUCGCCGUCGGCUUCCAGGAGAUGAUCCCUCUGCACCUCGCCCUCGCCGGCUUCACCAAGACCGCCCUCGACCUGCACGACGACGCCCUCCUCGCCGCCAUCGAGUCCCGCUUUGCGCCCUCGUCCCCCUCGUCGAAAGGGUACCGCCUCGUCGCGCGCAAAGCCAUCGGCGGCAUCGCGCUCCUCGUGUACGCGCGCUCGGGCAGCGUGGCCCAGCGCAUCUCGCGCGUCGCCGUAUCGACCGUCGGCUGCGGCGUGCUUGGGCUCAUGGGCAACAAGGGCGCGGUCGGGAUCCGGGUCACGCUCGGCGAGGACAAGGGCGAGAGCGAGUGGACGUUCGUGACGGCGCACUUGGCGGCGCACCAGGGCGAGUGCGAGGCGAGGAACGCCGACUGGCGGGAGAUUUGCCGGCGGCUCGUGUUCGAGGAUGACGAGGGUGGGCAGCGAGGGCUGUUCGAGACGGGCCACCUGUUCUUCUCGGGCGACCUCAACUACCGCAUCUCGCUCACGGCGCCCAAGAAGCUACCGCUGCACCUCCUCACCCACUCGAUCCAGUCGCUGUCGCCCUCGGACCCGUCGACCUUCUCGACCCUCCUGUCGCACGACCAGCUCCGCCAAGAGCAGCGUGCCGGCCGCACGCUGCACCACCUCGUCGAGGGCCCGAUCACGUUCCCGCCGACGUACAAGUUCAAGCCGGGCACGGUGAACGAGUACAAGGACUUUAAGAAGCGCGUGCCCGGGUGGUGCGACCGCGUCCUGUUUGCGUCGGGUGCGGGCGACGAGGCCAAGGUCGAGAGUUACCGGUCCGUCAUGGACUUUACCCGCAGCGACCACAAGCCGGUCGCCGCGACGAUCACGAUCCCGUCCCACGCCGUGACGAGCCGGAUCCCGCACGCCGCGCCGUACGCGCUCGACCUCGCGUCGUACCGCCUCAAGCGCACCGUCGGCCUCGCGCUCGACCGCCUCGUCGGCCUCGUGUGGUGCAUCGUCAUGCUCGCCGGCCUGAACAAGGACCUCAGGCUCGGGUUCGUCAACCUCGCGGUCGCGAGCGCGACGGCGUACUCCCGCCGGUACCUCAUGGC